This is a messenger RNA of Drosophila yakuba, 1895 nucleotides long. Its product is annotated as 26S proteasome non-ATPase regulatory subunit 5. NCBI's taxonomy places the organism in Eukaryota, Metazoa, Arthropoda, Insecta, Diptera, Drosophilidae. Gene Ontology annotation, cellular component: cytosol. The coding region runs from base 71 to 1585 and encodes 504 amino acids. Gene Ontology annotation, biological process: proteasome assembly. The transcript has 2 exons. The record is from RefSeq and is a predicted model, not a curated record.
UCUUCUGAAAUCGAACAACGAUAGGUUUAAAACCGACUUUGUCAUUUCAACACGGAAAAAACAAAAAUCAAUGGAGGACAGCUGGUGGGUGGCCAAUUUAAAGGCUCUGGAGUCGAGGCCACAACGCCUUGAGGCGCUGAUCACGAUGAACACGACCAUCGCAAAGGACGCGGCUCUUUCGCGGCAAAUCAUUGAACGCCUGCUGACCACGGCGGAGUUGUAUGACUGCGCCAAUUCCGCGGCGGAUUCGCAUGUUCCCAAGGAUCAGGCUGUGGACGUGACCCUGGAGUUGCUGGGCCACUGCCUUGAUCAGCUGGCAAUGGACACAGCCGACGAGCAACUGCCCAGUUUGCUGAGACGUGGCUUGACCCACCAGAAUCCCGCCUUGCGUGCCCUGGUGUUGGCCAGGUUGCUCAAGGAGCUGCGCCGCCAGUUGGUUGCCGGGCAGGUUCGCACCCUGCCCAACAAUGAGCUUAUAUUCCUCAUCUUGGACGAGCUGAAACAGCCGGAUACGGAGGGCACCUCACUGGCCAUCAAUAUACUGUCCAUUGUGCUUGUUCAGCGACUCAGCGAUGCCGAUGUGCAGGCCAAACUAGUGCACCUCCUCCAGCAGAAUGAGAUCGUGCGCUGUUGCGCCUACGAAUUGGCAGUGGUGCUGGCCAAGGAGAGUGCCGCCACGCUCAGUGCAGUCAAAUUUAUUCUGGACGCUGCGCUCAGCGAACUGGACAACGACGAUGUUUUAUUGCAGGCCAGCGUCAUGGAGCUCCUAGUGCCACUUGCUAAACAGAACCAUGGUCUCUCCUACAUGGAACGGCGUCGUGUUUUGGAUAUAAUCAGCACACGGGUCCAAAGCAUCGAGGAGCAUCCGUUAGAAGCCCUGCUCAUACCCAGCAUUAUGAAGUUUUUCGGCAAAAUUGCCGCAUACCAGCCUCUGAAGAUCAUUGCCGGCUACCCGCACAUGCUCGCCUGUUUGUUCCAGCAGCUGCAAUCGGAGGAUGAGAGUAUUCUGCCCACCGCCAUGGAUACGCUGGCCAAUUUGGCCAGUACUCCGCAGGGUAAGAUGCUCCUGCACCUGCACUUCAACGCGGCCGUGGAGGAGUCGUUUAAGAUAUAUGGCUCGUACACUAAGAAGCUAUCGGCGCCCAUCAAGGAGCGGCUGCUCAACUCGCUGGAUGUGAUUUAUGAGGUGGAGACACCGCCCACCAAAGAACUCAAUGCCAUUCUUAAAAGCUGGUACGAGUGCUUCGCUGGGGGAGCCCAUGCCAAUGUUAUCAUGGACCUGAUCAACACCCCGUUCCCUGACCUACAAAUGGCCGCAUUGGCGCUGUUGAAGACCAUUUGCAAGUACGACUGGGGCAUUGUAGCUCUUAAGAAUACCGGCGGUGCUGUGGAGUUCCUGCUGUCGCGUCAAAGGGAUCUGCACAGGAACAUUAAGUAUAUCAAGUGGCAAAUCAUGGAGAUUCUGUCCGCCAGCGCCGAGUUCUCGCCCACCGAAACCGUCCGUUUUACGGCCUACGUGAACGAGGGACCCUAUCACGUUCAGGCGGACCUCGAUAUAGCCACCGAACCGCAGGGCAACGCCUAGAGGUCGGUAUGCCAAGCAUUUGCGGCCUUUGAUUAUAAAUCGUAUGUACAGCGACAGGUUCAAUUAACAUCUGAAUAUGUAUUUAAAGAAUUACAAUAAGAUUUAACUAUUAGAUCACAUGUAACAAUGCCCCAUUGAGCAGGUCGAAUUAAUGGGGAUGCAACAAAUAGUCAGAAUAUUCAUUGGACAAUUGUAAGUGGUUUGCCUUAAAGCGAUUGCUAAAAUAUCAACUUUUGUAAUUUACAUAGAAAGGAUUGAAUACCUUCUGAGGGCAAAGUAAAUCAUUUACAAUAAAGAAACUUAAAUACAA